Molecule: messenger RNA, 2597 nt
Organism: Lacerta agilis (Sand lizard)
Lineage: Eukaryota; Metazoa; Chordata; Lepidosauria; Squamata; Lacertidae
Gene: NXPH1
Product: neurexophilin 1
Exons: 3
Coding region: 495-1310 (271 amino acids)
Molecular function (GO): signaling receptor binding
Source: RefSeq, a predicted model, not a curated record
UUAUUAUUGCAAGAGACAAAUCGCUCGGCACGCCCGGACUGCCUCUGUGCCAAGACAGAGACGCAAGGAAGCGGUCGUGCGCUCCGGGCCACCUUCUUCUCCCUCCUUGGCGAAGUUUCCUGCCGCCGUGCCCGUCCGCGGGGCGCCUCCUUUGCGCAGGCUGGCUCCGCGGGGGCGCCUGUUUCCGCGGGACCCCGCUGGCCACAGCAUGGAGCAGCAGCAGCAGCAGCAGCAGCCGCGCCGAGGCGGGGAUCCUCGCGCAGCCCUGGGCGCUGCUGCCGAGACCCUGUAGCUUGCUUGCUUCCCUCUCUCUUCGCCUCUCCUCUCCUCUUCCUAUGGACUAUUGCCAGAGAUCGGCGCCUGCUUUCGGACCCUCCAUGCAGUAGGCUGGCGCGAGCUCUCCUGGUUCUAUAAAGUGGAUGUCAGGUGGAUCUAUGUUCCUGGAGGAACAAAGAGCAAGCGAAGGCAACGCGGUGGAAGUUUGAGCUGGGAGGAUGCAGCCGGUGUACUGGUACGCGGUGCUUCUGUUGCAACCAGCACUCUACCUGGUCACAUGCGCAAAUCUAACCAGUGGUGGAAAAUCAGAACUUCUAAAAUCAGGUGGUUCCAAAUCCACGCUAAAGCACAUAUGGACAGAGAGUAGCAAAGACUUAUCCAUCAGCCGGCUGCUAUCACAGACUUUCCAUGGCAAAGAGAACGAUACGGAUUUGAGCCUGCGGUAUGAUGCCCCAGAAACAUAUUCUGAGCAAGAUCUCUGGGACUGGCUGAGGAACUCCACGGACCUUCAAGAGCCUCGCCCCAGAGCAAAGAGACGGCCCAUUGUCAAGACUGGGAAGUUUAAGAAAAUGUUUGGCUGGGGCGAUUUUCAUUCCAACAUCAAGACAGUCAAGUUAAACCUGUUGAUAACUGGGAAAAUAGUGGAUCAUGGCAAUGGGACGUUUAGCGUUUACUUCAGGCAUAAUUCCACUGGCCAAGGGAAUGUAUCUGUGAGCUUGGUGCCCCCGACUAAAAUUGUGGAGUUUGACUUGGCACAACAGACAGUGAUUGAUGCCAAAGAUUCCAAGUCCUUUAACUGCCGCAUUGAGUACGAGAAGGUUGACAAAGCCACCAAGAACACCCUCUGCAACUACGACCCUUCAAAAACAUGUUAUCAGGAGCAGACCCAAAGUCACGUCUCCUGGCUCUGCUCCAAACCGUUUAAAGUAAUCUGUAUUUACAUUUCCUUUUAUAGUACAGAUUAUAAACUAGUACAGAAGGUGUGCCCCGAUUACAACUACCACAGUGACACGCCUUACUUCCCUUCAGGUUGAAGUGGGCCGCGCCUCUGAGACUGGAUCCUGUGGAGUAAAUAAAUACACAAAUAAAAUAAUGCUAAUUUUAAACAAAAAUAUGGGAAAAAAUAUGAAAAAGGUCACACGACAGGGCUGUUACCUCAAAGAAGAAGGCCACAUCUCUUGCCUGGAAUGUGUCUACACACUGCUGCUGAUGUCAACUGGCUGCAAAUAUCUUAGCGGAAACCAGUCUAAUGUCAUUUCUGCCCAGUCAGUUCCAUGUAUAUCAGUCCAGUUGUAAAUCACUGUGGAUUUUAAAUAAUACCACACACAAUUUCUCUCUCUCUCUCUCUUUCUCUUUCUCCUUCUCCCUCUUUGACGCUUGCAGAUCUAUCAAGAUUCCUGUUAAGAGGGCUUUCAUUGUCUGAUAUAUGAUGUUUCAGGAUAACCUAUCAUCAAGCAAAAAGGAUUAACUAGACAGAGGAUGUUUUGUUUUUGUUUUUCCACAGACUGUUAUGGAAAUCUUCUUUUACGGUCCUGAAUACAUUAUAAUCAAUAAUCCCCAUUCAUACAUUCUAUCACUUGGAGUAGCUGUACUGGUAAAUAAUAUUGUAGGAGUAAAAUGCUUGUUAAAACAGGGGUUGGGUGGGAAAUGUGUGUGUUUAGAGCUCAGUAUUCCUCUUUAUAUGAACACAACAAAGUAUAUUGACUUUUCUUCAGCACCCAGUGGGCACAUUCAAGGUGGUGUUAGGUGGGCCUUUUUUUUGGUGAAGGGAGCCUGUUGAACUAAUAAAGAUGAGCAAACAUUUGGAAUUUACAUGUGAACAGAAAGGUACGAUUUUGUAGUUUGGUGGUCAAUACGCAACCGAGAUACUCUCCAAUCGCCAUGUAGGAAGGAGAAUGCCUGAUAGGUAACAUGUAAGUUGUAAGUGGCCAUCUUAUCUUUAUAACACAAUAUUGUAACAAACAAACAAACAAACAAACAAACAAACAAUAUCCUAGUCUUCAUUUGUAUGAAUGGUUUGUAUUGUACAUAGUUUAACCUGUGUUAUUUGAGCUGCUUAUUAAUAUUAACUUGUAAUUGUCUCUCUGCUUGUUAUUGGUUAAAAAACAAGGAAAUGAGGAAUUCAUUUUAUCAAUGUAGCUGUAAACUCCAUUUAAGAAGACAGAAUUAUGUACAAAGCAUUUAUUCAGCUAAAGUAUUGUUGAAAGCUAUACAACUUACAACAUUUACAAUCUGUCUGUAUUUAGAUCUUUUGUUUCCAGGUGAAAACAAUUGAAAUGUACAUAAAAAAAAUAAAACACUUGAAUUCGAGUUUCAAUAUG